This is a messenger RNA of Rhizopus microsporus ATCC 52813, 1224 nucleotides long. RefSeq names its product GATA-domain-containing protein. Gene Ontology annotation, biological process: regulation of DNA-templated transcription. The record is from RefSeq and is a predicted model, not a curated record. Lineage: Eukaryota; Fungi; Mucoromycota; Mucoromycetes; Mucorales; Rhizopodaceae. Gene Ontology annotation, molecular function: sequence-specific DNA binding; zinc ion binding. The transcript has 6 exons. The annotation marks the transcript as partial.
UCUUUCUUUCUCUCUCUCUCUCUUUUUCUUUCUUCCUUUCUUUCUUUAUAUUUUGCUUACCUUAUUCUUAAUAGCAAUGAUGUUUAGAGAAAGAGAUGGGAUCGCAGAUAAACGAUAUGGAAAUGAUAAGGACAACAAUAAUAGUUUACCAUCUAUCAAUACACUAUUAUCUAUGAACAGCGUAAGCCUAUCUACAUCAACUCAACCAAAAUACCACAAUGCCACUCCAUCCACUCAUACUACGCAAUAUGAACCUAUUUCAACUCAUGCCAAUCAAAGCCCAUUCUCUGUUCUACAUCAACCUCAAAACUUACGAAAUGAACCCACAUCCCUGUUACCCGUCUUUGUGAAAGAUAAGCAACAUACGUCUCCAGUAGAAAUGAUUUUGACACCUUCAUCCUUUUCAACACAAACCGCAGAGCAUGAUGUCAAUGAGAUUAUAUGUCAUUGCUCAAUCCUUGGAAAACUUGUAAGAGAAAAAUCAAGUACUGACCUCAACGAUAUAUAUACAAUAAAGCCUUGGUUGGAUGAGAUGAUCAAUAAAGCAAACCAGCUAUUGAAUGCUUUACUUCGAUUAAGAAAGCAGCAGAUGGCUGCGGAGCAGAUGCUAAAUGCACACCAAACAUCUGCUAAUUUAGAUGAGAGGUAUGCUGUGUCUUUGAGAAAGCGUAAAAGACGGAGGUUAAGCUUUCAAGGUCAAUGCCAUUCAUGCAAUACCUCCGAAACGCCUGAGUGGAGAAGAGGUCCAAACGGUGCUCGCACAUUAUGCAAUGCCUGUGGUCUUCAUUAUGCCAAGCUUUCAAAGAAGAACAAGCACAGCGAUGACACGAGUAUGAAGUGACUUGUGCGUUUGUGAUGUCAAAAUUAGGUUAAACUUCCCUCGGAACAAUGGAUAAAAAGAAGAAAAAAAAAACGUGUAAAUCAUUUAUGCCAUCGGUAUCCAGGGUGUAACAUCUUAGCAUUGCUUCCCUCCUUCUUUUAAUAAGUCUAGAAAUGCCCUUUCGUUUCAUUCUAUCUAUUUAUAUGCCCUGACUCUCCUUCCCUUUCUUUUUUUUGUGUACAUAUUUUUAACAUAGCGCUUAAACUUUUAUUACCACCUUUGUCAUCAUCAACCCUUUUUUAUGUUUAUUUUCUAUUAAAAGCUUGUCGGUGUCUUCUUUUUUAUUCCCUAUUAAAAGCCAUUUUGUGCCAAUAUCCGAAAUAGCGGAGAGACGUCGCUGGUAG